GAGGUGUGGGAGAUCCCUGGAGAUGGAAUCAAAGAAACCCAUUUUCGAUGUGGAAACGUUUGAUGAUGAUUUUGUUCAGAAACUGGUUUAUGAUGCUCUCGUUUGGUCUUCUCUUCACGGACUCGUCGUCGGUGACAAAACUUACCAGAAAUCAGGAAAUGUUCCAGGGGUUGGAUUGAUGCACGCACCGAUUGCAUUGCUACCAACUGCAUUCCCUGAAAUUUGUUGGAAGCAAGCUUGUGAUGUUACUCCUAUUUUCAAUGAAUUGAUUGAUCGUGUUAGCUUGGAUGGGAAGUUCUUACAGGAUAGUCUCUCUAGAACGAAAAAAGCUGACGUCUUUACAUCUAGACUUCUCGACAUUCACUCCAAGAUGCUUGAAAGAAACAAGAAAGAGGAUAUUCGUCUUGGUUUACACCGGUUUGAUUAUAUGCUUGACGAAGAAACAAAUUCACUUCUUCAGAUUGAGAUGAACACUAUCUCGUGUUCGUUUCCAGGCCUUAGUCGUCUUGUUAGCCAGCUACACCAGUCAUUGCUUCGAUCUUAUGGGGAUCAGAUUGGCAUAGACUCUGAACGUGUACCUAGAAAUACAUCUACAAUCCAAUUUGCUGAUGCAAUAGCUAAAGCUUGGUUGGAGUACAAUAACCCAAGAGCGGUUGUCAUGAACACGCACAAUAUAGUAGCCAUCAGGAAGACUCUAGCAGAAGUCGAAGCUGAAGGGAGUGUACAAGAGGAUGGAACCCUUAUUGUUGGCGGCCAAGCGGUCGCGGUGGUUUAUUUCAGAUCUGGCUAUACUCCCAAUGAUCAUCCGACUGAAUCAGAAUGGAAUGCUAGGCUGCUUAUUGAGGAGUCUUCAGCGGUCAAAUGCCCGAGUAUAGCUUACCAUUUAACUGGCAGCAAGAAAAUCCAGCAAGAACUGGCAAAACCAGGUGUUCUCGAGAGGUUUCUGGACAACAAAGAGGACAUUGCUAAGAUGAGGAAAUGCUUUGCGGGGCUUUGGAGCUUGGAUGACCCAGAAAUCGUCAAGCAGGCAAUCGAAAAACCCGGAUUGUUCGUUAUGAAGCCUCAGAGAGAAGGCGGAGGAAACAACAUCUAUGGAGAUGAUGUGAGGGAAAAUCUUUUGAGACUGCAGAAAGAAGGAGAGGACGGAAACGCUGCGUAUAUCCUGAUGCAGAGGAUAUUCCCAAAGGUCUCAAACAUGUUCUUGGUGCGAGAAGGCGUUUACCAUAAAAAUCAAGUUAUAUCAGAACUAGGUGUCUAUGGUGCUUACCUCAGGAACAAAGACAACGUUAUAGUUAACGAGCAGAGUGGUUAUCUAAUGCGCACGAAGAUCGCAUCAUCAGAUGAAGGCGGCGUUGCAGCUGGUUUUGGAGUAUUGGACAGCAUUUAUCUGAAUUGAGAUGGAUCACAUUCACAACCAUCCUGAUCAAUAUUUCUGCUGGUUUGUUCCUUGUUCUUCUUCUUGCUGGUUAAAGAUUUGUGUAUUAAUUCAUGAAGAUCAAUAAGACUAGGCAAAGCUCUUACAAUUCUUUCCAUAGGACCGCAAAGCAUACAUUGCUUAUUGUUAUUUUAGACCGUGUGAGACGAUCACUCGUUUAAGAUCAUGAAUGGAAUAAGAGAUCAAUCAUGGA
Molecule: messenger RNA, 1628 nt
Organism: Arabidopsis arenosa
Lineage: Eukaryota; Viridiplantae; Streptophyta; Magnoliopsida; Brassicales; Brassicaceae
Source: the annotation of a GenBank genome assembly